CCAUGUCCCCCCGCCCGCAGAUCAAGGUCGGCGUCCUCGGAGCAACCGGCACAGUCGGCCAGCGCUUCAUCGAGCUCCUCGCCGCCCACCCCUACUUUGCCCUCCACGCCCUCGGCGCCUCCUCCAGGUCCGCAGGGCAGCAGUACGCCCGUGUCGUCCGCUGGAAGCUCCCGAGCCCCAUCCCAGACGCCGUCCGCCACAUGGUCGUCCACGAGUGCAGGCCGGACGCCCCCGGCUUCGCCGAAUGUGGCGUCGUCUUCAGCGGCCUCGACGCCGACGUCGCGGGCGAUAUCGAAAACGCAUUCAGAGCGGCCGACCUCGUCGUGUACUCGAACGCGAAAAACUACCGCAGAGACCCGCUGUGCCCGCUCAUCGUCCCCCUCGUCAACCCGUCCCACCUCUCCAUCAUCCCCUACCAGCGCGAACAGCUCGGCCUCAAAAAGGGCUACAUUGUCACCAACGCCAACUGCUCCACCACCGGCAUCGUCGUCCCCCUCGCCGCCCUCGAAAAGGCCUUUGGGCCCCUCGACACCGUCAUCGUCACCACCCUCCAGGCCAUCUCUGGCGCAGGCUACCCCGGCGUAAGCAGCUUGGAUAUCAUGGACAACGUCGUCCCCCUCAUCAGUGGCGAAGAAGACAAGAUCGAAUGGGAGACCAACAAGAUCCUCGGCGGCGUCACACCCGACAACAAGGCGUUCGACCUCCACGCGCCCAAACAGAUCAACGUCUCCGCCACAUGCACCCGUGUCCCCGUCAUCGACGGCCAUACCGGAUGCGUCUCUGUCAAGUUUGCCAGAUCGCCCCCGCCCUCCGUCGCAGAGGUCGAAAACGCUUUCAGAGAAUACACAUGCGACGCGCAGCACCUUGGCGUCCCCUCCGCCCCAGCCCAGGCCAUCGUCGUCCACGAUGCGCCAGACAGGCCGCAGCCCAGGCUCGAUAAAAACCUCCACAACGGUGCCUGUGUGAGCGUCGGCAGGAUCAGAGAGUGUCCCGUCUUUGACAUCAAGUUUGUCUGCUUGAUCGAUAAUGUCAGACUGGGUGCCGCUACGUCUUCAAUCAUCAAUGCCGAGAUUGCGGUCGAGAAGGGUUUGAUCCAGUAGUUUUGAUAGAUUAGUUGGUAACUCCAAAAAAUGAGCAUAUGGUAUAUGCAUUGCAUCUUACGUUGCAACUAGAGAAUGUCUAUGUAACUUGGUCUACAGGAA
Molecule: messenger RNA, 1202 nt
Organism: Cryptococcus deneoformans JEC21
Lineage: Eukaryota; Fungi; Basidiomycota; Tremellomycetes; Tremellales; Cryptococcaceae
Product: aspartate-semialdehyde dehydrogenase, putative
Exons: 3
Coding region: 3-1100 (365 amino acids)
Biological process (GO): L-threonine biosynthetic process
Molecular function (GO): aspartate-semialdehyde dehydrogenase (NADP+) activity; NADP binding; protein dimerization activity
Source: RefSeq, a predicted model, not a curated record